Camellia sinensis is the source of this 608-nucleotide messenger RNA. Lineage: Eukaryota; Viridiplantae; Streptophyta; Magnoliopsida; Ericales; Theaceae. The record is from RefSeq and is a predicted model, not a curated record.
UGGUACUUUAGACGUUCACACAAGCAAAUAUUUGAAAUGUGAAGGUUGUAUUGUACAUGAUCAUCUACAAUGUAUUUGUAGAUCAUUAAUGGAGUCUAAGUUGAGAAGUGGAACCACCCUCAUUGUGGACCGCUAUUCAUUUUCUGGGGUAGCUUUUUCAUCUACCAAAGGUCUUGACUUCGAAUGGUGUAAGAUGAAGAAAUGGAAGGGUUGGGAAUCAGAUACGUCGUCUUUGGAAUAUCAAUUCACCAAUGAUCCAGCAAGAUUUAGGUUUAGUCAUCAGACUUCAUUUGUGAGACGUCAUACUAGAUUUUCCAGAACUCCUGGGAUCAGAUGGAUUGUUGCAUUCUUCAGGCAAUUCUUUGGUUCAGUGUUAAAGGUGGAUUAUAUAACUAUGCGCAAUGGGUUUAUCAACGCACAUUUUGCUCCAAAUACCAAAUUUAAUUUCCACAAAUAUAUUAAGAGAUCCAUGGAAGAUGACUUCAAGGUGGUGGUGGGAAUAAGUUUCCCACUGUGGGUUUUUGCUGUCAUCUUACUGCUGCUGAAUGUUUACAGCUGGUACACGCUUGCCUGGAUCUCAUUAGUGCCACUCAUUGUAAGUAAGACAU